AUGAGCGCGCCGAACAAAUCAUCAGAAAAAAGAAUUGGCUCCAAAAAUAAGCUGGGGAAGCUAUUAAGGGAGAGAAAAAGCACCUUUCCACUGCUGAUCAAGACAUCACGACCGGAGGCCUUCCCUCACCCUCACAGACUCCCAGCAGAAGGCAACCGUCUUGGAACAAACCGACCCUGCUCACAGAAGUUUGGCCCUGGUGUAGGGACCCUACCUCAGCUUGAGCCACCGGUGGUCCAGGUGGUGGUCAGCAAUGCCAAAAACCAACAUCAGCCGUCAGACAACAUCCUGCCCCAAAUUGCCAACAAAGGGGUCCAAAACAACUAUCAGACACACCCGGAUGAGAGGCUGAAGCCCGCCCAGCAGUUCAGCAUGCGGUUUGGUGCAACAAUGGAUAAAGUAUCUGUCUCCCGCAACAGCAAGAUUAUCAGCAACAAGCUGGAGAAAGAGAAGGCCUACGAGGGGCAAAGGUUACCCAUGUCUCCCCUAGAGGCACUGAAGAACUUCCAGGACCGGCUGACGGAGUUUGAGCAGGAGGAAAUCAUGGACUACGCAGAGAUCUGGUUCCUUGGUCAGGGCUCUCAGAAGAUCGAGGGUUCCCAAGGAACACCGCAGAACUCUGGAUACGAUGACGAGCAUGGAAGCUACGUCAGGGUGCUGCAUGACCACAUUGGCUACAGGUUUGAAGUGCUUGAAGUGAUUGGGAAAGGCUCCUUUGGGCAGGUCCUGAAAUGUCUGGACCACAAGAACAACGAACUCGUAGCCAUUAAGAUGAUACGCAAUAAGAAAAGGUUUCAUCACCAAGCUCUGGUUGAGCUGAAGAUCCUGGAUGUGAUAAAGAGGAAAGACAAAGACAACCUCCACAAUGUCAUCCACAUGAAGGAGUACUUUUACUUCCGGAAUCACCUCUGCAUCUCCUUUGAGCUUCUCGGGGUGAACUUGUACGAGCUCAUCAAAAAAAACAACUUCCAGGGCUUCAGUCUCGCUCUCAUCCGCCGCUUCACCCACGCUCUUCUCAGGUGCCUGCAGAUGCUGCACAGGGAAAAGAUAAUCCACUGUGACCUCAAACCGGAAAACAUCCUUCUGUCUCAGAGAGGGCCAGGGAACAUCAAGGUGGUUGACUUUGGAUCAAGCUGUUACGAACAACAAAGAGUGUACACCUACAUCCAGAGUCGCUUCUACCGCUCUCCUGAGGUUAUCCUGGGUCACCCCUACAGCAUGGCCAUCGACAUGUGGAGUCUGGGUUGCAUCCUUGCUGAACUCUACACAGGCUAUCCUCUCUUUCCAGGAGAGAGCGAAGUGGAGCAGAUCUCCUGCAUAAUGGAGGUUUUUGGGAUGCCUCCUAAUGAUUUUGUUCAAUCAGCAUCGAGGAGGAGGUUGUUCUUUGACUCAAAAGGAAACCCCAGGAACAUCACUAACAGUAAGGGGAAGAAAAGGAGACCCAACUCCAAGGAGCUGUCAGCUGCUUUGAAAACGAAUGAUGCUUUGUUCUUAGACUUCAUCAAACGCUGCCUCACUUGGGAUCCAACCAAACGUAUGACUCCAGAUGAGGGGUUACAGCAUGAGUGGAUCCUGGAGGGAAAUUUCAAUAAAGUCCGCCCGAGAGCCAGGCCCACAGUGAAGAAGGCCUCCGACAGUUCGACCAGCAAGCCCGUGGAGAAAGUAAGCUCAGAGAGCAGCACAACUGACAAGCUGGAGAGAGAGGGCUCAGCCACAGGAACAACGAUGGCCCCUACCGAGCGUUUGCGGCCCAUCGGGGCCUCCGCGGAGGAGGAGGUGUGUGAGAAUGAGGAUACCAAGCAGCAAGAAGGAGGUGGAGAGAGGCCUGUUCACAUCAUCAUCAAGCCUCAAGAGGAAGUGGGCACAGAGAGGAAAGACAGCCAGGGGCCGUCUCAGUGUUUGCCCCCCAUCAUGUAACAGUCAAAAGGGAAUUGUGCUGCGUUCAAGUGGCAAGUGUUCCGGCUCUGUGUCCCACUCCCCACCUGAGAGAGAUUGAGUUGGUGGAAGUAGAAGUGAAUGGACCGCUGAGAGAAAGUCGCAUUUGUUUGUCCCUGCACACACAAUAAAUGUAAAGGUCCUUCAUGUUCUCAUUUAUUACAAACACUGCCAUGUUGCUUCUGUGUCGACAUGACGUCACAAAACAACAUGUUAGAGAAGUCCGAGAAUAGUCCGAGUUGAUGUUUUCUACGGACAGGUAGGAAACCAACCCGUUCCCACAUUCUCUGAACAGAAUAUAUGGAUGUAUGGAGGAGAUACACUGAUCAGCUGCAAAGAGGGACAUCUUCUAUUUAUUGUUUUAAGUAUACAGUCAUAGUGUUUUAUUUUAUUCUGUGGAACUUUGAGUUUGUAUGACAGUGAAGUCCAUCAACCAGUUGUUCUUUUUUUUUUAUAAAGGACUUAAGGUGCAGUUGCAGGCAUUCUGUUUAAAUGUGUCACGAUUAAGACACCAAGCUGUCUGCCACAUAAGAAUGCACAUGUUGAAUUUAGAUCAAAUGGUUGGAAACCUACAGCAUCAACUUUUUGCAAGUCGCUGUCGCCUGUUUUAAUUUAAAAUUUAAUUAUAUUUAAACUGUGCAUUGAAAUCUUUAAUAAACAGGUAAGACCAUAAAUACUUUUACUUUUCUCAGUCUUCAUGUUAAAACCCAAGUAGGUGAUUUUAAAGGGUGCAUGUGUAUAACAUUGAUCAAAUCUUUGUUUUUGCAUUUUAUUCUUUUACACAAUUUAGCAUUUCUUUCAUAAUGGUAAAAUAUAUUUAAGAAGUGUGUGCAAUAAAGGCUGAGCCAAAAAAAUGUUGUUUUUUUUAAUCAUGUUAAAGAAAUAAUUGUCAUGUUCUUUUUAAUCGUAGAAUGUAGUUGAUGACAUAUAGAUUAUUAAUGGUUUCACGUAUUUAUUGUGGAAUAUGUUUGAUCCUGUUGCAUAUUUGUUUCACAAUUGAAUUCAACAAUCAUAACAUAUGUAUUUGUAAUAGAAUGUAUUGUAUAUAUUUCUGCUGUCAUUUCCUAUGUAUGUGUAAUACAGAACAUAUUUUAAGAAAAUAUUUCAGAUAUUUGUUGAGGGUUUAGACAAGGUUUUACUUGUUGAAAAUAUUUUGUAUGUCUGUGGUAUUCAAAACAUGUUUUUAUAUAUUAGAAACAAAAAGACAAUCCUGUUAUUGAUAGUUUGUGCCUUGCAGUAUUAAACAUCUUGCACUUUACUACUGUGUGUGUACACCUGAAUUAGAAACCACUGGAUUCUUCUUACCUGUCAAACAGACAAGGGUUCAUACUACCCUGCCAGGUUCCCUUUUAUUUGACAAAAUGAUGUCUCAUCUGAUGUGACAGAACAUGAUGAAACAAUUGUUUCAUUAUUAAACAUCUUUUUUAUAAUGAUUUAUGUCUUUAGUCGUCAACAGAGAUCGAAUUUUAAUCUAAUAUAGACCUGUGCCCUUACUAUCUAUCAGCUAAGCAACAAGAGAUCCCGAGAGGGGGAUUGUAGCUGAAAUAAGAAAAGUUACCAUACUGUAGUUAUAUACAUCUUUAUGUCUUUUUGUCUUUUAUGAUUAAAUAAAAGGUUGUUUCAAAGAGCA
This is a messenger RNA of Sander lucioperca (pikeperch), 3565 nucleotides long. It is a transcript of the gene dyrk4, whose product is annotated as dual-specificity tyrosine-(Y)-phosphorylation regulated kinase 4. Gene Ontology annotation, biological process: peptidyl-threonine phosphorylation; peptidyl-serine phosphorylation. Gene Ontology annotation, cellular component: nucleus. Bases 1 to 1917 code for a protein of 638 amino acids. The transcript is spliced from 16 exons. The record is from RefSeq and is a predicted model, not a curated record. Lineage: Eukaryota; Metazoa; Chordata; Actinopteri; Perciformes; Percidae. Gene Ontology annotation, molecular function: protein serine/threonine kinase activity; ATP binding; protein serine/threonine/tyrosine kinase activity.